Molecule: messenger RNA, 895 nt
Organism: Guyanagaster necrorhizus
Lineage: Eukaryota; Fungi; Basidiomycota; Agaricomycetes; Agaricales; Physalacriaceae
Exons: 5
Coding region: 307-888 (193 amino acids)
Biological process (GO): regulation of DNA-templated transcription
Molecular function (GO): DNA-binding transcription factor activity, RNA polymerase II-specific; zinc ion binding
Source: RefSeq, a predicted model, not a curated record
AUCGAUGACUCCUUGGUUGCCGGACUUGAAUUCCCUUAACUUCUGCUCCUGCUUUUCCAUAUUUUCCUUCCAACCAUGUACCAGUUUCCAGUCAGUGACCGAAAACGACUUCACAAAGGAAAUACGCCGACUCUACCGCAGACAAACUACUGCCAGCUUUGUUCGGCCAAGUUCACUAGGCCCACCCACUUGAGGCGUCAUAUUCGUUCUCAUACCAACGAACGUAGUCACCAAUGCGAUCUGUGUGGUGCUCAAUUUACCAGAAGAGACGUUCUCUCGUGACACAAGAAAUCCUGUAGAGAUCGUAUGACAUCCAGUCGUUCGAGACAGAAGUCUUGUCAGGCAUGUGCCGCCGCCAAAGUUAAAUGUGAUCUCCAGUACCCAUGCUCGAGAUGUGCUUCACGCCAAGGACCAUGCAUCUUCCUUAAUGAUCCUGCCGUUUCCCGAGAGAAAAGGCGUGAUGCCAAGGAGCGUCGUAUGAACUCCAGUGCGGACUACCGUCAAAGCUCAGCCGAGACUGUUUCCGAUUCUUGCCUUUCUUCAACUCCCUCCUCCUCGGCCUCAGACGACACUUUGUCGCCUACAUUUUGCACCUCGCCAACCAUUCCUGACACCAAGGACCUUGGUUGCGCGGAAGCGGUCUGGAAAAUAUUUCACGCCGAUUCGCACCCUUAUUGUUCAUCCUCGACCUCCAACCAAAAGUACAUGGAUUUUUCGUGGUUGGGCUCAGACGAUGGGUCCGGAGAUGACGAUAGUUAUUACACUUCCGUCCUGCAUUCCGCCCUGGUUCCUCAUUGUGUAUCGACUAACACCUAUCUCCCGCUUCCAUCGUUAGAUGCUACCGGCGUUAGUAUGUAUGAUAUCGUUGGCGCGACGACGACCUUGUAAAUAAACC